AUGACGAACAAGAAAUCUACGAAAACUCCAAAUAAGUUGCAAGAGAAAACUGUUGUAGAAGAGCAAAAGCCUUCUUCUGCACCAAAAAAAGCAGUUAAUGAAAUUGACGAAAUUUUCGCUACAAAAAAGAGAAAGAAGCCUGAUGUGAAAAAGAAUGGGAAAAGCAAUGAAGCAACUAAAAGUACGGAUAAAACUAAGAAGAAGAAUGACAAGAAAAAACCCAGAAGGCUAGAUGAGAGUGAGUAUGUAGAACGGUCUUCUCGACCGAAAAGGAAAACAGAUGAUGGGCUUGCCAUCUAUACCGAAGAGGAGUUAGGUAUUAGUAAAGGGGAUGCUGGAAAUACCCCACUCUGUCCAUUUGAUUGCUCUUGUUGCUUUUGA
Molecule: messenger RNA, 381 nt
Organism: Trifolium pratense (red clover)
Lineage: Eukaryota; Viridiplantae; Streptophyta; Magnoliopsida; Fabales; Fabaceae
Exons: 1
Coding region: 1-381 (126 amino acids)
Source: RefSeq, a predicted model, not a curated record